Messenger RNA from Venturia canescens, 7511 nucleotides. RefSeq names its product furin-like protease 2 (gene Fur2). The coding region runs from base 1840 to 5877 and encodes 1345 amino acids. The transcript is spliced from 15 exons. Gene Ontology annotation, molecular function: serine-type endopeptidase activity. The record is from RefSeq and is a predicted model, not a curated record. NCBI's taxonomy places the organism in Eukaryota, Metazoa, Arthropoda, Insecta, Hymenoptera, Ichneumonidae. Gene Ontology annotation, biological process: peptide hormone processing. Gene Ontology annotation, cellular component: membrane; neuron projection.
UUCGCGUAACACAUCGCCGCGUAAAUGUGAGGCGCAUGUGCUGAAAAAAAACCUGCUUCUCGUGCGUUUUGGCGAGUGAGUCGCGUUAGUGAAACCGACGCGAAAUACACAGUUUGUACGUUCGUUGGUCGAUCGUCCCUCGGUUGUUCGAGCCCAAAAUAUGUGAGAGAGCGUAUGAUGAGCAAGUUUCGCCAGAUGCAUAAUAGGAAAAUUAGCGUGGCCGACAAUACGUUAACGAGCCGGGUUGCUCGAGCACAGUCGAGUCGGUAAUGCCGGGAUUGCCGGGGGUCCCGGGGGAGGAGAUACAGGAAGAAAGCGAACGGUGAACGGCGCAGGCGACGCACCAACGGUGGGAGAAGAUUCGAGAGGGUUGCGAGAGCAGAGCACGUUGAAAGCGAUAGAAGAGAGAAACCAGUGACAGUUUGGAGCGUUUCGAGUCUAUGGCGCGUCGUUCGAACAAAGAGGGUGAGCGAGCGCGAAAGAGAAAGAGGAGAAGUAGGAGUGCAGCGAAGGGUGGGGGUAAGGCAAGGGACGCGCGAGGGUAGGGUAGCGUGCCGAGUUUGUUUAUCGCCUUGGUGAAUGCUCGAGAGCGCGAGUCAGUUGGUCAGUGCAGUGCUGACACUUGGUCCGUCUCGUCGUCUCUGGAGUUGGUUAUAUUAUUGCUCGUUCAACAAUUCGGUACGCGCGCGCGCUCUCUCUUUCUUUCUUUCACUUCCUCUGUCCGUCUCUCUGUCUCUAUCUCUCCCUUCCUUUCUCUCUUCUGCUCUGCUUUCUUCCUCAACUCGUAAAUCCCAACGUUCCGCUGUCAUUAUUUUUUCGUUUAUCGUAUUUAUUGCGCGAUGACCGGUGUGACGUCAGUGUGUUAAAUCUGUCGAAUAAAAGCCAUCAAACAACUCGUGCACAUGUCGACUUUUUCUCAAUCUCCGUACUGAUGAAACGAAAAGUGUGAAAUAUGUCUCAGUUUGACGUAUAAGAGUGUCUCAGUUUCGCGUAAUAUGUUGUAAAAUUUGUUUUCUUCCGUUUGUCAUAACAUUUUAAUUGGACGCACGGCGAGGAUACAUGCAUGCGUGCUACAUGACAGGGAUUGCGUAAAAUUAUUUGAUGACCCGAUGCACGGAUAUCUGGCACGCACACGAUUGAUUCAAAAUUUUCGGGUCCGUCAACGGGUGUGCGCCGCAGACAAAUCUCCUCCGCAACACAAUAAUCCCUUCAAAUGGUAUUGAAUAAAAAAAUCAGUUGGUUUCAUUGGAAUAUUUGACAAGAGUGUCGCGUGUCCGUGUACAUAAAUCCCGAUGGUAAUGUUCCCUCGAAGAGGAUAAGCGAAGAACCCUUCGAAAUCGAAUCCACGACGUUUUGCCACUUGUUCGCUCCGCCGACGCUUGAACCGCCGAAAAAUCAGCCCGACCAGCUGUUCCUCGGCCUCCCACUCUUUCCGAGCGUAUACGUGAACGGCCACGCGGCUUUCGGUACAUCUUUAUAAAAAUCUGGAUACGUGCCAACGGGCUGAAUCCAGCAGCGUGUCGAGGACACGCGAUCCACCUUACACGAGCUCAAAUCGAUCCGCGUAAAAGGAGAUACAUCGCGCUUUCGGAAUAAUCGGAGAAGCGCGCCCGACCUCGUUCUUUAUUUCUCCGGGCGCGAUCUUCCCAUGGAAAUUACCGUUGAUCCUUCUCGCUCUUUCGCCGCCUCCGUCGCAUCACGAGAAGACUCGCCGCGUCGCGCAAUCAGCGUUGAUUAUUCGUGAAUAAAUCGGACCGAGUGAGCGCGGAUCCGUGGCUCGAGUCCGUAGUUGCAACAAAAUAUCUAAAAGAUAAAUAAAUAAGAUAAAUCAGCUGCGCGAUGCGUCUGACCGUGUUUUUAGUGUUUUUCGGGAUCAUUGCGUACGUCGAACGAAUCGCGGGAUCGUCGCCACGUCCGAGGCGGACGCCAAUUUUCAUGAAUGAAUUCGCGGUUCAUGUCCCCGGGGGAAAUGAAAUCGCUGACAGGGUCGCAGCCAAACACGGCUUUCUCAACAAGGGACAGAUUGGAUCACUGAAAAACUACUAUUUGUACAGCCACGCUAAAAUACACAAGAGAUCCCUCGAGACGAGCGACCAUCAUCACAAACUUUUGAACGAGGAAGCGGAGGUACACUGGUUUCAACAACAACACGAAAGAAAGCGUAAAAAGAGAGAUUACGACGGCGGAGCUCCCUUCGGCUAUGGAGAUUAUUCGUCGGUGUUCGAUGUUUAUCCCAGUCAACAACAUCAGGCCCCGUUUCAUCGUCAAAGAAAUCGCGGCGUUCUCCUACAGAAUUUCUUCACCGAUCCUCUCUUCAAAGAGGAAUGGUAUCUGAACGGUGGAGCGAAGGACGGGUUCGAUAUGAACAUUGGUCCCGCGUGGCAAAAGGGUUACACGGGUAAAGGUGUCGUUGUUUCGAUCCUGGAUGACGGUAUACAAACGAAUCAUCCUGAUUUAGCGUUGAAUUACGACCACGAAGCGAGCACGGACAUAAACGACAAUGAUGAUGAUCCCAUGCCUCGGGACAACGGUGACAACAAGCACGGGACUAGAUGCGCAGGCGAGGUUGCCGCGAUCGCUUUCAACCAGUACUGCGGAGUCGGAGUCGCCUACAACUCGAGCAUAGGAGGUGUAAGAAUGCUCGAUGGUCCUGUCAAUGACGCGGUCGAAGCACGCGCCCUUGGUCUAAAUCCAGAUCACAUUGACAUCUACAGCGCUUCGUGGGGGCCCGAGGACGACGGCAAAACGGUCGACGGACCCGGACCUCUCGCUCGGCGAGCUUUUAUCUACGGUGUUACGAGCGGUCGCAGAGGCAAAGGCUCGAUCUUCGUGUGGGCCUCGGGCAACGGGGGACGACACACGGAUUCCUGCAACUGUGACGGUUAUACCAACAGUAUAUUCACGCUUUCGAUAUCGAGCGCGACUCAGGGGGGUUACAAGCCGUGGUAUCUGGAGGAAUGCAGCUCGACUCUGGCCUCAACGUACUCGUCGGGCACACCGGGAAACGACAAGAGCGUAGCGACCGUUGACAUGGACGCGAAACUGCGUCCCGAUCACAUUUGCACGGUCGAGCACACCGGAACUUCGGCUUCGGCUCCCAUCGCCGCUGGAAUAGCCGCUCUCGCUCUUCAGGCCAAUCCCAGCCUCACAUGGCGAGACAUGCAAUAUCUCGUUGUUUUGACCUCGCGCUCGGCACCUCUCGAGAAAGAGCCCGGUUGGAUUCUCAACGGUGUCAAGAGAAAAGUAUCCCACAAGUUUGGUUACGGAUUGAUGGACGCCGGUGCCAUGGUCGAUUUGGCCGAACAGUGGACCAACGUGCCACCUCAGCACAUUUGUAAGUCUCAAGAGAUCAACGAGGAGAGAUCAAUCGAUUCUACGCCGGGUUACACCCUCAGCGUUUAUAUGGACGUCAGCGGUUGUUCCGGUACUCUCAACGAGGUUCGAUUUCUCGAACAUGUCCAAUGCAAGGUCUCGUUGCGGUUCUUCCCACGCGGGAAUCUGCGGCUGCUCCUGACCUCACCGAUGGGCACUACCUCGACGCUCCUCUUCGAGAGACCACGCGACGUUCUCAGCUCCAACUUCGACGACUGGCCGUUCUUGAGCGUUCACUUUUGGGGCGAAAAGGCCGACGGCCGGUGGACCCUUCAGAUCCUCAACGCCGGAAACAGAAGAGUCAAUACACCAGGAAUUCUGAAAAAGUGGCAGCUCAUAUUCUAUGGGACCGCGACGAACCCCAUCAGGAUAAGAACUCGCCCAUUUAAUCCGGUACGGACGUUUUCGGAGCCUGAUUAUACACGCGGAUUUGUCGAUUUGCGCGGCGACCCUCCGCUAAGGGGAGGGCACGCGGGCUUUUCGGAUUUGUUUCAUCGGUCUCCCUUUCAGACGUAUCAAGGAGCGUACGUCGGCUCGGCCUCGAACCUCGAUGCUUCGGUCGCAACCCUGGACGGCUCCGCAGCUCCCAUUUUAACGAAUCGGCUCCCCGGUGAUCGGGCGAGCCCGUCAGCCGCGACCGGUGAUGAUGCUGCGUCCUCCUCGCUCCAGGGCUCGCUCGAUCCCUCGCGACGAAUCUCCCAUGAUUGUGAUCCUCAGUGCGAUCAUCAGGGCUGCUAUGGAAAAGGACCGACUCAAUGCGUCGCUUGUAAAACGCAUCGAUUGGACAACACUUGCGUCAGUCGUUGCCCACCCCGAAGUUUUCCGAAUCAAGGAGGCGUAUGUUGGCCGUGUCACGAAUCGUGCGAAACUUGCGCUGGCGCCGGUCAGGAUUCCUGUCUCUCCUGUGCACCCGCUCAUCUCCGCGUGACCGAUCUAGCUGUCUGCCUGCAACAGUGUCCCGAUGGUUAUUACGAGAAUUCGGAAAACAACACCUGUGUACCGUGCGAGGCGAACUGUGCGAGCUGCCAAGACCGACCGGACCACUGCACGAGUUGCGAGCACCAUCUCGUUAUGCACGAGAACCGAUGUUACGCCGCUUGUCCGACUCGUACGUACGAGACCCAGGAUUACAACUGCGCCCCUUGUCAUUCCACUUGCGAAACUUGUAACGGUACGAGCGAGACACGAUGCAUAAGUUGCCGUCCAGGAUUAUUUUCGUACGCGGGUACUUGCCGAGCCUCUUGUCCACCCGGUUACAGCGCGGACAAAAAACGACGCGAGUGCGUACCCUGUCCACCCGGAUGCUCGGGCUGCUCAUCGGGAAUUUGUACGAGCUGCGUCGACGGAUGGAAUCUUAACAAAAAAGGCCAGUGCGCUCCGGCGGCCAGUUCUCGUUGCGACACUUCCGAGUACUACGAGGACGGACACUGCAAACCUUGUCACUCGACGUGUGAGACCUGUGCUGGUCCUACCGAUGAAAAUUGUGUCUCUUGCCAAGGCUCGCUUUUGCUUCAGGGGAGAAAAUGCGUCAGUCAGUGCGACGACGGCUAUUACUCGGUCGCCCAGCCUUCGAGAUCCGUGUGCUCUCCUUGUUUGCACACAUGUAAAACCUGUGUUUCUCGACUCAAUUGUACUUCCUGCCAGGAAGGACUCGAACUGCAAAGCGGAGAGUGCAGAUCCUCGUGCGCGUCAGGGUAUUACAGCGAUCGCGGACAGUGCUCAAAGUGUUACCUUUCGUGCAAAACGUGCUCGGGACCACGGCGCGAUCAGUGCGUAACUUGUCCGCAAGGCUGGCAAUUGGCUGCGGGUGAAUGUCAUCCCGAGUGUCCUGAGGGUUUCUUCAAAUCGAAUUACGGUUGCCAAAAGUGUCAUCAUUAUUGUCGGACGUGCAAGGGCGAGGGGCCUCUCGAGUGCACUUCCUGUCCCAAUCACUCGAUGUUGGACGGUGGUUUGUGCAUGGAAUGUCUUGGUGCUCAGUAUUACGAUCCCCUGACUCAAUUGUGCAAAACGUGCCACGCCGAUUGCAGGAGAUGCUCCGGUCCCGGUAAAUUUAGCUGCGCCGCUUGCACCACACCCUUGCGUCUCGAUAAGCUCAAUAAUCAGUGCGUCCCCUGUUGUCCCGGGGGGACAAAAAAAUCCGAAACGGACGAGUGCUGUCCGUGUGAUCCGGAAACAGGUGGCUGCAGGAACAGCUCGCCGGCUGGUAAACGAAGAGUACCUGGAUCUGAAUUUCCAGAGCACCAAGAAGAGUUCGCACCAGGCGGUAGCGUAGCAGGAAUGUUUGACAGUAACUCCCCAGAUUCGGCAGCCCUCGCGACAACCGCUGCAACUGCGAUGGCCGUUGCCAUUUGUUUCGCCUCCGUAGCGCUCUUCGCCGCAAUUUUCGUUGCGCUUCAGGCUGCCUCCAAGCGAAAAGAAUCAACGAUCGGGUAUACGAAACUUGCUGUAAGAAUGGAACCGCCGGACGAUGCUGAUGCAGACGACACGAGCGAACUCAUGACCUAAACUUAUGAAAAAAUCUCAAUUUUUCACUCGGCAAAAACGUUCGUCGCCGAUUUCGCUCUUGAACUUUGAUGGAAUCGCAGAUAUAUCGCUCCCGAUGCGACAACGCCCGCGCUACUCGUUCUUCUACAUUUUUAAUAAAAACUUACACUCGUAAAAGAAGAACCGAAGCGGAAAAAACGAGAUCGAACCAAUUGUGCAGUGAAUGUGACUUUCUUUUCCAACGAGUGCUCUUCCUAUGUUCGAGCGCGGAUCAACGGGGCUCGAGUGAACGUAUUAAAAGCGAGACAGAGACAGACAAAGAGAGAGGGAAAGGAGGAGGGACGAAUGAAUCUUGCGCGAAUCUGACAUUUUUAAAUAAUAAUAAUGAUAAUGAUAAUGAUAAUAGCGAUGUGAUCGGCGUUCAAGCGAUUUGCCCUUUUUCUCUCUCUCUCUCUCUUUUCCUUUCUCUCCUCCGUGUGCCAGUGGAGAUUAUUGUGAGUCAAAAAAGUAACGGUAAACAUACAUGCAUCGAGAUUCAUCCAGGGUAUCCAUGGCGCGUGAUGGGUAUAGGCGAAAGCGAGCAACCAAUGAAUCAAGGGAUAUUGUUAAGUGCCUGAUUAGUCACACCCGUAAACCCUGUACCUCUCGUAUCCCACGGACGAAAAAUAAGUAUUAAAAAGCCGUUUCUCACCGAAUUGAGGAAAAAGAAAUACAUCUUGGCAAGAGAGUGAAAUGAAGAUGUAUUUUUAUUCAAAUACCAACAACUGUCAGCGUUUCCGCAUGGUGAAAAAUGUGUAUGUGGAUACGGUUAGAAAAAAAAAGGACGAUACGAGCAAGGCGAGAAAAACAACGAUUCAUCGCGUACACAUAAUCGGUAUUCUCUUGCCGUUCUUAAUGUACAUUUGUAAAAAAAAAAAACUCAACAUGCAUAGAUACACUUACACGUACACACAGAAGUUGAACAGAAGUACAAGGAGAGCGAGACGGAGGGAGGCAGGAAAAACCUUUUGAGGAAUUGAAAUGAGUAAAUGUAGUGUGAAAAAAACGUAAAUUUAUGGGCCAGUGUCCGGUUACUCAAGAUAAUAUUCUCGAGCGAUAGACCGUUAGUUCGUCAACACACACGCCCGAAAAAAAUUUAAAAAACCAAUAUCUGAAAAAAAUGUCUUCUCGACACAAAUGAAUUAGCGUUAUCGCCCAAUUAUUGGACGCAUCGAAGACACUCUCUGUACGGAUUAUCCAGGGACCGUCGCAAGUUGCGUUUUGUAAUUAUUUGUUAUUCUAUUGUCUACGUGUUUUAUUUCAUUUUUAUUUGUUUCAUACGACACUUUGAGCGUCAUAUAUUAUUGUGUACCAGCCCUAAUUUCCCCAUUUCGUUCGUAAGAGGCACAAGUUGUAACUCGUACGAGAGGGGAAAAACGACGAUAGUUCCCCGAGAAUGAAAAAAUAAAAACGAAAGGCCAGAUACGGAACUAAUUGAACUCCGAUGUACACAACCCAAUCGCUCGCUGCUGCUACUGCAAUGAAAAUCUACCUUAACUAAUCCUAUCUGCGCCUAUCGUGUGAAUAUUGAAUUUCUCCUUGUGAUUUGAUAUAAUGCUAUUAUUGUACUUUUAUGAUGAACGCAAUUAUAAAUAUAUACAUAUAUAUCUACUAAA